AUGGGAUUUGUACACCGUAGAAUAGCUUCGUGUGCAAACAUUCACUUAAUGCAUGAUUGUUUUCUGUUUUCUUUGUUCGUCUGAAUGACAAUCGCAGGAAUUUUAUGAUACAUGCAGAUGAACUGUAGGAGUUGAACGGAUAGGGACAGAUCUCAGCUCAAGGCAAAGAAACCUGGUUUAUGUGCACACGGGCUUCGAACUCUUUCUAAAAUUAUGCAUGUAUCAUUCUGCACGAAAGGAACGCGGAAGUAAGGAUCAUUCGGUCUUUGGAAUUGAGCUCUAGAAACGAAGUGUAUAAUGUCCUCGGAGAAGUACGAGAUAGACCAGAAUGAUCGAGUCGGCAAGCCAGACAGAAAUGAUUCAAGUGCAAGUGGAUGCGUGGGAUCUUGCCAGCCGAUUAGUUUUAACGAAAUAAAGGAAAAUGUCCGCACCCCUGGCUGCGAACCUAUCCGUCCAGACAGAGGAAACUGGAUAUACACAGGUGUCAUUUUGGGGGUUGGAACAUUGGCUAUCAUUGCUGGCACAUUUACUGGGAGAGGAACUGCUCAAGGAAUGCAGGUGUACGCCACCCAAGUGAAAUCCACAAGUAACCAAAUUGUUUCCAUGCUAAGUGUAUCAACAGUAUUCAAGCUAGUACAGCUAUACCUACCCGGGGAUACCUUCUUCACUACCGCAAAUGUAACCCAGCCACCGUACAACAUUACCAUUGGCAAUGUGUCAUAUUUCGUCAACCUUUCAAGCACACAGUCAUUGCAAGAUUUCGAAUCGGGUUGGACAGUCAUCUUUGAUCGUAAGAAGAGCAUAUGCUACUUGCAACCAAUGAAUCGAACCCACAUGGGCACAUUUGAAGAGUUCACAAGAGCGCUAGUUCAGGGUGAUGGACAUGUUGUGAACACCGUCACCAAUGUGACCGAGAUAGGAUGGUCAGUGAGGAAGGCCUUGGACACAGAGGUUGAACAGCUCACACCAUAUGUUAGAGCAAGGUGUAAAAACGAGAACAACAGAAUUAUCAGGAUCGUCGAAACAGGCAUGCCUCCCCUGAUCUCUGGGUGCAUUGAGAGCUAUCUGCCGGAGUACGCUCUGCGCCGAAAUGAAACAGGCAAGGACCGUGUUCACCUCGUUGACAUCAAAAUGAUCCCAAAGCUAAAUCUCGCCGACUGUCCUCUGAUUUCAUGAAGAUGGGAAUCCCCCUUGUUUCCAUUACGAUAAUAAAACUUUAGGCUGGUUACUCUAAGGUUAAACGAGUAUACUAUAUUAAUCUACCCUCGUAUUAACAAUCUUUUUACUGUAACUGAACGUACACGUCGGAUGAAAUUCAUUUGAAAAUGAUUCAGUCGGAUCUCUGUUCUACACGUGCAGUUCGACGCAUACGACGUGUAUAUUACCAUCAUCACUUCAGUUUUAAGAAAAUAACUAUCCGAAAUAACCACUUAAAGUGGAAGCAAGUUUUUCGAAAAGACACUUUGAUGAAGCAAUUUUGUCUUAAGAUUACGUUGUCAUUGCUUCAUAAACGUGUUCAUAGUCACUGCCGAAAGUAUUACCAUUGUAUACAUGUCAUGUUCAUAUACUACUACAUGUAGAUUUCUGUAGACAAUAAUACUUAAAUGAAUAAAAGUUUACUCUUUUA
Messenger RNA from Lineus longissimus, 1627 nucleotides. RefSeq lists its product as uncharacterized. The record is from RefSeq and is a predicted model, not a curated record. The coding region runs from base 298 to 1176 and encodes 292 amino acids. NCBI's taxonomy places the organism in Eukaryota, Metazoa, Nemertea, Pilidiophora, Heteronemertea, Lineidae. The transcript is spliced from 6 exons.